GCUCAGUGGGGAGUGCAAGAUGUUUCAGCUCGAUGCUCUUUAUGCCCGUAGUCUUCCAUGUUGCAUACAAAAGCGUGCAUGUUGUCUACAGCUUGAUGUUGAAGAUAGUACAAGUGAUCUCUUACACAACUAUUCUUAGAUUUGAACAUGAGUGUGUGAUCUUGACAAUUGUUCGAGUUUGACAAAGAAACAGCCGUAUUCAUGAUCUCUACGCAGAUUUCUCGUUGCGUAACUGUGUCCUUCCCGUAUAUAGCCAGAUCUGACCCAUCCCACAAAGUUUUUAUACUUACUUCAAAUCGAGUUUCUCACAAGAAGUACUCCAAUGACCAUCUAAGACAGACACCCGCCGAAAGCACGAACACAGUCAUGGAAGAAACUCCGUCUUCUGAUAUCGGCCGCGGCAGGUACCAGACACUACGAGAGCACACGAAUGCUUUGAGUAAGCCAAUCCCACCUCAAUUCGUUGGGGUAGCAGAACAGGAGCCCGUACGCGCCAAAGACUUGGACAUCCAUAACGACAAAUCGUGGAGAGAAACACCGCUGUCAUCAACGCUCAGAGACCAGGAGCUGGAGCGGCCAGAACACCUGGCCAAAAAAGCCAAGGUCAAAGAAUACAUCUUCACGGGCUCUCGCGAGAAGGACACAAGAGCCCUGCAUGAAUACAUCGCAGCGUGUGACAGAGCCAUCCAUGCUCUUGAUGCCAACAAUCGAGAUGCGCGGACACUUGAGAGACUGAAACUUCGUAUGGACAUGACGAUCCUCAAAGAGUCCUUGAAAGAGGAGCUCGAAGUAUGAAGAGUGAUACAAGCGAAAUCAUCAUAGCUGACGGAGCCCAGGUUUUGACAGAAGAGGUUGACGAAGAUGGCUAUCACGGCUUUGACGACGGGCCAGUAGACAGUCAAUUUAAGCGAUCGCAAAUGCGACCCAGGGGCUAUCGGU
Aureobasidium subglaciale EXF-2481 is the source of this 939-nucleotide messenger RNA. RefSeq lists its product as uncharacterized. The coding region runs from base 202 to 795 and encodes 197 amino acids. The record is from RefSeq and is a predicted model, not a curated record. NCBI's taxonomy places the organism in Eukaryota, Fungi, Ascomycota, Dothideomycetes, Dothideales, Saccotheciaceae. The transcript has a single exon.